Molecule: messenger RNA, 19740 nt
Organism: Lymnaea stagnalis (great pond snail)
Lineage: Eukaryota; Metazoa; Mollusca; Gastropoda; Lymnaeidae
Source: the annotation of a GenBank genome assembly
CGGAACCCUUUCAAAUAUAUAUUUUUUUUCAAUGGCCAGCUCAUCAUCACGUAAACAUCAAAAGUAUCGUUCAAGGCGAAGAUUAGCAGCACUCAGCUUCUUAUCUAAUAUUUCUCUAGAUGGGACUUAUUCCGUUCUAUCGAUAGCGGUGAAUGGAAAAGACAGGGAAAAUGCUGAUAAGGGAACUGAUUUAAACAAAACACCCCACCAAGAAACCAAUCUCCAUGGUGAUGAGAACACUGAGGCUUUUGAGAACUUUAGUUGGUCGAUUUCACCGAAAAAAGAUAAUGAGUUUAGUAAAAGAAAUGCAUUUAGUAGCAGCUCUAAACCACAAAGCACCAGCAGUAAUAGAUCUCCAAAAGGCUUGAGAUCCGACCGUGUAACGGAUGGGCAAACUCAAGGUGGUAAAAGAUGGAGGUAAAAAUAUUAUAUUAUUUAUAAUUUAAGGCUGCGACUAUUCGCACCGGGUACCAACAGUGAGAGGUUGGGAUUAAAAAUAAUUUAAAAUAUUAUUGUUGGGUUUAUAAGACAAAAUGAGGUAUCAAAUGAAAGAUAAUUGAAUGUCUGAAUGGACUAUAUGUUUGUAAACUUACUUCGGCUACUGUGAAGAGAUGGUUUCAUGACGUCAUUUGCGGGUUUAUUUAAGUUGCCGUGAAUUAGGGUUCAGGUUAGGUUUAGGGAUACAUUUCGGGUUCAGGUUAGGUUUAGGGAUACAUUUAGGACAUAGUAGGACAAUGAUGGCUGCCAUGAUGAAAAAAUGCGGGGAUAUCUCUUCACAUUUACCCUUACUUCUUCAGUUUAAUUAAAAUAAACUACCAGCUACCACAAAUGACAUCCGAAUAGCAUUUAGUCAAAGUGGCCCUUCGGACACGCAGCGCUGCCAUUCGCACCCAGGUCCCAAUAGACCAAUGCUAUUCAGAUGUCAUUUGUGGCCAAGUCCAACUACUUAUACUUAUACCAAAGUAAAGGAGAAAUCAUAAUUUUGUCACUUCAAAAUCAAAUAAUUGUAAUUGCAUCCAGCGCUCUUGUUUUAUAUUUAAAUGUGUUGGACUGUCACUUAAUUUGAGGAGGGAAAGGUGAUUGUGGGUGCAGAACGAAAACAGUGGUAAGGUUUGGGGAGGGGUCUUAGUAAGUCCCUCCCCGAAAAAUGUUUGAUAAGUUCAAAAUGAUGGUAAGCAUUUAGCAUAUACAUGAAAUUAGUUUUUCCUCGUUCUACACUUAACCGUCUACCUACAGAAAACAUGCUAGUUGAAAUUUAGGUUUCCUUAACCAUGCAUGGGUUACAAAAUUUCUUUUAUUUUUAGUUCUAUCUAAAUAGUAAUGUUGCUUCAUAAUUUUAUUUUGAAACUAUUUUUUUGUUUAAACUGCUUCAUCAGGGAAUGAUUUAAAAACAAUUUAUUUCAGAUCAAAACAGUUGUUCGAUAGAAAAAAAUAAAAAUGAAUAAAUUAGUAUAAUAAUUACCAUUUUUCAUUUAAUUUAAAUUUCAGUACAUUUUUCCAAAAUUUACAGUUACAAAAAAAAGAGAGAAAAUACUGCUUUGUAGAAAAGGUCUAUAGAUUUUGUAUGGCUAUUUAAAAACCGGUCAUUUUUAAAUAAGUUUUAUCUAAAUUGUACAAAAAAAGUUAACAGGAAUUAUUCACGAAAGGCGUCAGAUAUUUAUUAAUAUGUCAUUUAUCUGAGGGAAGAUGAAACAGUAUGAAGUUCCAAAUAAAUGCAGUAACUUGAAAGGUUUAUUUGGAAUUUGUAACUCAUAACUUUCUUCAUUUAAAUGAAUAUAUAAUUAACUUAUGGCCCCUUUUUUAAGACUAUUUGAUUUACUCGCCCCCCCCCCCUUCCUCUCCCCCCCCCCCCCACCGGCAACACCACACCAAAAAAACAAAUUGACAAUUAAUUGACAAUUUCUAGGUCUCAAAAUAGUUAAAAUAUUUCAUUAAACAGUUUCCGGUGGAGGUCCCCGGACACCUCUUUAGCUUGAGGGUAUCCCUUAAAACCCUCCUUCGAUGUGUCCCGUUUUUUUCCGUUCAUGAUUUGGUCACCUUAGUAUACACUGUAUUAAUGUGUAUUCUGAUGCAAAGAAACAUUUUUGUUUAGUUUUUUUCAACUUAUAGGUGAGGAAAGGAAUUAGUUGAUAUUUUUAAUAAGGUUUUUUUAAAAGGGUUUUUAAGUGAAAGUACUCUGAAAGAGUCAUCAAGCCUACAAAUGAAAAGCUAUAGAAGGCUACAUAUGGUUCAAAUAUAGAGCCAACAUACAUUUUUUUUUAAAGAAUUUAAUAUUGUAAAAUCAAUUUUAGUUUGGUUGCCACAUUUAAGAGAAGCCCUUUUUCAAUAGUUUGCCUAACACUUUUAUUUUCAGUAUAGUUUUGGAUACUGUAAGAUUACAAGUCUAUAUCAACUUGAAAAUAGAGAAACAUGAGGCACAUUUUUUUUGUCAUCUGCCAUUUUGUGGCUAUAUUAUGGGACAAUGAACAAUAUCACUUAUAUUGGCAUGAUAGUAGCGGCAAUAUUUCCUGGCUCAUAUAAAUAACCACAUGUAACAAUUUGAAAUGACAAAAUAAAUUUUUUUGAAAAGUGCUCACUUUCUUUUUAAACUGAUUAAAAUGUGAUUUAGUUUUAGAAAGCUAUUCAAAGAUUCUGGUGGUUUACAUUGCAAUUGAUUCAAUUCAUGAAGGAAAAUAAAUAACCACACCAACUACACUUACCAACAUUCUCUACAUCAGUGGUCCUCAACCUUCCCAAUGCUGCGACCCUUAAAUGCAGUUCCUCAUGAUGUGGUGACCCCCAGCCACAAAAUUAUUUUCGUUCCUACAUCAUAAUUGUAGAGUAUAUGUGUUUUCCGAUGGUCUUGGGCGACCCCUGGGAAAGGUUUCAUUUGACCCUCAAAGGGGUCGUGACCCACAGGUUGAGAACCGCUGUUCUACAUAAUGUGCACAUUAUAAUUCUGUUCAUCAUUUUUUUAAACUAUAUUUUAUAUGAUUUGUUUCAGCAUAUUCUAUUUACUUAUUUCGUUUUGAUUAUUUAAAAUCAAUUUAAGUUUUAAUAUUUACAAAAUGAAAUCAAGUAAAAUAAUUACAUGUAUUUGUAUAAAUGUAUUGAUUUAUAAAUUUAAUAAUGUCCAAAUUUUUUUUUUUUUACAAUUUCUUAGAGCAUCAUCUUAUUCUAGCGGUGACAAACCCGGUAAGCCAGCAAGACGACUCUUACACUUGCACUCUGAUCCAUUUGAUCGUUUCCCACUUGCCAUUAAGAGACAAUUAUUCGGAGAAGGGCUGGGAUUGGGUGACUAUAUUCUUUUGUUGAAUUCAAUUGAUGGAAAGCAUUCAGUGUUGUCAUCACCAACAACUGAUUAUUCUUUUGAUGGCAUGCUCAAGUUAAAGGAAAAAAAAAGAUCUUUUGUUUCGAUUCUGACUUUUAUGUUUGUAUGGCAUUAACAUGCACAUAUAAAGGCAUGCAGGAAAACUGCUUUAGAUAUUGUGGCAAGAUUAAUGUCAAUUACCUGAUAAAUACCAACGUUUUGCAACUUAAUAUUAUAACUUGUAGGUCACAUAUACCUAAUUAGUAAAUCUAUGUAAACGCUGAAAUUAUUAACUAAAUAUUACUUUCUGUAUCCAUAUUUUUUGAAUGAACGUAAACCAAUAUUACUUUAGAAACACAAACAUGAACUCUAAUAUUUUGUUAUGUUUCAUAUAUAAAUAAUUGUUGCUUAACUUUUAGAAAUAAAUUAACAAUAUGUGCAUACAUGUUAAAUUUAUUUUUAAAGUUUUUAGUAACAUUAAUAAUCUCAGUUGUGUUUCAUGAGGGGUACCAGGCAAAGCUCAUUACACAUGUAUAAUACAUCUUUAGCUUUUAUAAGUAAAUACCCUUAGUUUACCAUUUCAUAGAGUAGCAAGCUUGUUAUAUGAAGAAAAAUAAUCUAAUGCAUGGUGAAUUUUAAAUAUCCCAGCUUGGCAUAAAGCUUUUCAAGAUUUUUGUUUCAUUUAAAUUUUCAUAAAAUAUUUCGUUCAAGUUUUCAAUUAGCUUAUUUUUUGAAUUAUUUUUAAAAAUUUUUUAAUUUGACAGCAAAAGAUACUUAUAUUCUAUUUUUGUUUGUGGACCGUUGCCAAAUGAGUACUUAUUUUGUCAGAUGAAUUAAAAAUUUAGCAUAAUUGCUGUUGUCACAAGCUGUGAAAAAGCAAAAAGUAUAAUUGCUAUAGAUUCAAUAACUGUAAUGCUUCACUGUCAACCUUAAUAAUGGAAUAGAUUAAUUUGUCCUGUUUUUUAAUUCCCUAUUUUUUUUAUUUUAUACUUUUUAUAUUUACAUUUAUACUUGUUUAGUUUUCUUUAAAAGUAUUAUAUUAGCUUCACUAUUUCAAAUAUGUAACUUCAUUUGCACUUAAGCUGAUUAAUUUUUAAAUAUGUUCCCUUUAUUCCUGUAAUUUAAACGAACUUCUAAAAUGUUUUGUAGUUUAAUUAAGGGCAUUGGAACAUUACAUUCUACAAGUCUUUUAGGGGCUUUGUUAUAGUCUUGGAUGAUAUACAUUUAUCUAGCUAUGAAACUUUUUCGACAUUUGAAAGUUGCUACUUAUUGACAAUAGAGCACAUUCUAAAUAAAUAUAUUUCAUAUUCAUAUUAAGAUAACUUCAGUUAUAUUUUACUUUUAUAUAUAUUCAUAUUUGGAAAUGGUUCGGUUAAUAAAAAAUUAAGUUUUAUAAUGAUUAAAGUAUUAUUUAAAAAUAAAUGCAGUAGAUGAUGAUGGUAACCAAACAAAACAGUCACAUUAUUUUAGUGGUUUAGUGUGUAGUGUUGAAUUAAAUUUUAAGGUUUCACUUGACCAUCCUAACUGAAAAUUUUUUCAAAUAUAACCAAAUGUUAGGUGAUCGAAGUCGACGGUCAAGCACUGUUUCUGGUGGAUCACCAGAGUCUAGCGUUUGUGACGUAACGAAUUUGACAGGAGAUACCAAACCUUUGCCUAAUCUCAAAGAUAAAAGGUUGAUUUUUAAAAAAUUUUAUAGACAUAAUUAUCAUUGUUUAUCCGAUUAUCAUUAAUACAUAAAACACUGUUGCUUUUAAAAUAAGAUAAGAUUACACAGCAGUGAAAAAAUCUUCUAAAAAUAUUUGUGUUAAAAAAAUCAAUUUAAAAAAAAUGAAAUUGUCUUUUACUAACAGCACUACAUAUAAAGCAGACUUUAUUUUAAAUCAAUUUUUUUUGGUUUUAAACAUGUUUUGACAAUUAGUAACAACAUAUGUUACAUUGCUUUUAAAAAAAAAUCUAUUAUCUCAAUUAAGUUUUUUUUUAAAGGACCAAAUUAUUUUAAAUAAUUACAGAUUCUGUUUAAGUUUACAACUCCUGAACAUUAUGAUAUUUUGUCAUGCUUAUUUAUUUGAUUAAAGUAUAGAUUUCAAACCAAUAUUUGUUUGUUUUUUUCUUUUCAGGGUAUACCUUGUAUCAGGAGAUCAUAUACCUUUGGCCAUAUGUUCAGUUUUGUCUUUCACUUCUCAAGUACUGCCAAGGUAAAUUAACACAUUUUCAUAGAAACCUCUUUUAUUACUGUUUGUGCCCAGAGAGUCUGAUGACUUAAAACUCUGAAUGAAGGAGCCGAAGAGAGUCAGAUUAUAGGGAUGAACUACAAGAGGAGUGAAUGUGCUAAACAAUGGUUUAUUUUUAUCAAUACUUUUGUUUUAAUUCUAUUUAUAGUUGGCCCUACAUUUUUAUAGUUUUCUCACUUCCUUUAAAGAAAUGAUCAUUGUUAAUUGAAACUAUCGCACCAUACAGAAUAAUGGCAGAAAUUUUACAUUUAUUUUUUCACAUUCAAGUAGACCGGAGGAAGAGGGGCGAGUCCGACAUUUGUCUGGCCACUCGGCGUCAAGGUCACACUCUUCACAAGAGGGCCUGUUAUUUGUAGGUCUUCAACACGGUGCAAAACAGGAGGAGGUAUUUUGCUGUGUUGAAAUUCUAAAAGAAAUUUUAACCAAAUUGUGCAAUUUCUCUAAUGAACAGUCUGCAAUGGAAACAAGUAUAGCUUUCAGGUCGAUUGAGGAACUUGUUUAUUUAUUGAAAUUAAAUUGAGAUAAAUACAAAAGUUUUUGUCAUACUUGCUGCUAUUGUAUUUCUCAAAAUUAAUCUUAAAUAGUUUUAAGUUGAAAUAAAUGCUUUAAAUUUUAUUAAGGGUUUGUCAAUAUAUCUCUCAUAUUUUUUUAGUUUUAAAUGUAAAUAUUUAUUUAAAGUUAUAUUUUUAUUAACACUUUAUUUUAAUUUAAUAGUAUUAUAUAUUAAAACCUUGUCAAAAGUUAAAUAAUGUAAAAAAUAUUUAGUUUUUUAAUAACAAUUAAUAAGAGCUUUAAUUUAAUAAUUUUAAUCGAUUGGUUUUUAAAGUGACAAAUUGUUAUUUUUUACAGAGCGCUUCAGGAGACUUUAAUCUUUUAAUACAGAUUGUUAUUGAAUGAUCAUUAUUGAUAAUAAUCUAUUGAUAACUUCAGAAAAUGUUUAUUUGCUACACAACUAGGAUCAUGCAACUGAUUUUUUUCCCCACAGGAAGUUUCUUACAGUCGUUUUCUUGUGGCCUCUAAUAGGAAAAAUGUAAAAAGAGCAUACUCUGAGCACAAAGAUCAAAUAAUCAGCAGUAAGUUGACAUAAAAUAUAGCUUCUCUACCCAGUCAAAUGCCAUUAUUUUAAUGCAUUGUUUUCUAUUCCAAAGCUUGAAUCAUUUCUGGAGUCGGAAGACAUCUAGUCUUUUUUUUUUUUUUUAUUUGGCAGCUCUGAUUAUUAUUUGAUUUCCGGUAGUUUAUGUUAAAUCUAUUAUCAGUUGGUGUCAGUGUAGUACUACAUAUGUCAUUUUGUCCAAUGUCAUUUGUUUCAACAUGACUCAAAAUGUAAUUAUAUUUCAGUGACCUCUAAUCUAAUGUACCAUUGUGUCACAAUUUAGUUGAAACCUAAAUAGUGUUGUCUGAUAAAUGAAAUUUAAGUUAUGGAAAUUAAUUAUUAUUUUCAAAUAAAUCAGACUAGAUAAUUAUAAUUGUAUUUUAAUAUUUUUAUUAUAAUAUUGCAGAAAUCAAUCAUUAACUUUAAUUUUAAAGCCAGUUGAAAAAUAAAACUAGAGUGCCUCAAUUAAACACCUAGAAAAAAUAUACAUAAAUCUUUAAGGGCCAACAUCAAGUCAAAAAAGUUAAUUUAUGCUUAAUUCUACCCCCACCUCAACUCCGCAAACCCACCAGUUCUAAAUGUAGCAUCAUACCAGAAUUUUCCAGUCUUUAUGUCUUUAUAUGACGAGAAUAAUUUUAUUUAAAGCACUUAUUUCAUAACAAGAAUCUGUAAUAGCAAACCAUAGGAAAUAACAUAAAAGUUAAUGAUAUAAUGGUGUAUUUAUUUGAACUAAACUAUAAACAUUGAAUGGAUUGCAAAGGUUUGAAAGAUGCUUUGUCUAAGAUCUGCAUUAAUGUGACCUAAUGAAUGUUUAUUUCUGCUAGGGCCAUCAGAAAUAUUUAAAUCAUCAUCAGGCUUAUUAAGUAUGUAUCAGUUGUAGUGUAGAAGUCUUGCAUUUAACCAAUCAUUAGUAAGAGAGAGUGCUGGCAGUGAAUCACUAGCAACUAUAUCAAUGAAUAAUGUAACAUUAGAAGGAGCGCACACAAAAACUGAAAUGAAACUUUCUUUUUUUAACUAUUAAAUAUUCUUUCAAAUUUUCUCAACAAGGAAAAAUUUUUUUAAUAAUAUUUGUUUAGUUGUUAUCAAUUUUAAAAGGAUAAAAAUAAAACUGAGUUAAGAUUAACUGAAUUUCUUUCAUUAAUUUAUGUAUUAUUUAUAUUUGCUUUUUUUCACAACUGAAAAGCACACAGUUGAUAAAUUAUGAAUCCUUAUUCUGUAACUCUUGGCAUCUAGUUAGAGCAUUCACUAGUUUUUUUAAAAUGCAUUUACUCUGUAAAGACUAAUCCAGCUUAACAUGUACGACACCUAUGUAAAUGAUUUUAUUUUACCUUUUGGCUUUAACUUCUGGUAUCUUUAUGAGCUUCUGGUAGUAGUCUCCCCUAUAUUAUAAUAAAAUGUCCACCUGCUCAUGUAAUUGCUGCUUCAUUUUAAAUUUUGUUUGACUACUUUUUUUUUUUUUUAUUUACAUGUAGUAUUUCUUUAUAUUUCUUAUUUAAAGUUUUGAAGCUUUGCAAACACCACUCAUCACAUUUUCUUGAUGGCUUAUCUGAUUGGUUAGGAAAUGAUGUCCCUCAGAAGCAGGAAAUCAAAAUUUUUAAGUUUGAAAUCUUGAUGGCAAUAAUUCAAAGCUGGAAAAUGCGUCCUAAAAUACACUUGUGGUCAAAACAGAAAAACAUAGUUUUACAUCAUACAAAUUUACACUAAUGUUUCAUGUAGAGCUAGCUCUCUCUAGUCUUGCAAAGUAUAGAGUCUCUCAAAUAAAGUUUAACAUAAAAAGAGAAUGUUAAAACCUUUUUUACAUGGAAAGUAUUGUUAAAUGAAAAAAUAUUGUUGAAAUUGUUAGUGGUUAGAUAAACAAAAGUCUGGAUGUGGUUAUGUUUUAGUACUGAAACGACUCAGGCAUGCAAAAUAAACUUCAAAAAUCUUUGGAACCAUAGUAAUUUCCAUUGGUCCAUAGAGUAUCAUAGAGUGUUUAAAUAUAUAAGAUGUAUCAAGGCAGAAGUUUAAUACCAUUAAAGUAAAAUGCUACUGAAAGCUCAUAGCGAUCCAAGGUCAUGGCCUUAGGGAACCGAGUGUAUAGACUUGUCCCAUAACCCCUGCAGAUCAAGAAGGGUCACGUGGCAUGCCGCAUGACACCCCGCCCCAACACUUGUGGCACCCUCACAUUAACCAAUGGCAGUGGCACUGCCACCUGGAGACAGGUACAGUAAGCACAAUUUAUUGUUUGAACAGCUAAUGAGCCACUAUUUAGAAUUUCACUUUUUGCAUUGAGUUAACAAGUAUUCUAAUUCUAAGAUACUGACUUCAUGUUUGUUAGCUAUUUGUUACUAAAAAAAUGUUGACAUUAUUUCAAGCAUUACACGCAAGGUUUGUGGCAUUCAAUUGUUUUUCUUAAAAUUCUUAAACUAGCUGAAAUAUUAAUAUAAGAAAUGUUUAUAGAUGAAAUUUCAUUACAUGAAAUGUUAAUAGAUGAAAUCUUAAUAGAGGAAAUGUUAAUAGAUGAAAUGUUAAAAGAAGAAAUCUUAAUAGAUGAAAUAUUCUUCAAGAAGAAAUGUUAAUAGAUAAAAUGUUAAAAGAAGAAAUAUUAAGAGAAGAAAUGUUUAUAGAUGAAAUGUUUAUAGAUAAAAAUGUCAGUAGAUGAAAUCUUAAUAGAAGAAAUGUUAAUAGAUGAAAUUUAAGUAGAAGAAAUGCUGAUAGAUAACAUGCAAUUAGAAGAAAUGUGAAUAGAUGUAAUGUUAAGCUAGCCUGCAGCUUCUUCUUUUUUUUUUUUUAAUCUUUCUUUUUUAUUUUAAAACACUUUGAUCUGAUGUUAGUGUGAACCUAAAUCAUAUUUUUACAUGAAUAUUUUGUAUAUAUUAAAAUGUUAAUAGAUGAAAUUUAAGUAGAAGAAAUGCUGAUAGAUAACAUGCAAUUAGAAGAAAUGUGAAUAGAUGUAAUGUUAAGCUAGCCUGCAGCUUCUUCUUUUUUUUUUUUUUAAUCUUUCUUUUUUAUUUUAAAACACCUUGAUCUGAUGUUAGUGUGAACCUAAAUCAUAUUUUUACAUGAAUAUUUUGUAUAUAUUAUAUUUAUAUUCAUACAGUUAUAUUAAAGCUGAAUUUAGGCUACUCAUAAGUUAAUAAAAAUCACAAAUUGUCUUUCUUUAUCCUCAGCAAUACUAAAAUGCAAAAUAACAAUGAUUUGUAAAAGCUUUCUCUUCUGGUUCUUUUAGUGGGAUACUAUUAACAAACCCCGGAGACUAAAUAAAAAUGAAUUUUCCAAUAUUUUUUUCCAUUACAUAAUCUUCUUUCAUGCAUAUGUCACAAUAACCUUGAUGCAUAUAUCACAAUAACAUUGAUACAACUUAAAAAAUUAUUUAUAUUUGUUAAAAUAUUUGAAAGUCACAUAUUAGUUAUAUAUACUUGAAAGAAAAUAAAUUUGUUUUUCUUGAUAGCAUAACGUUUACUAUCUAUGAUUUGGCAGAGUUUAGAAUCAAUUGUAUUUAACAAACUUUCGAUAUUUAAAUUUUCUUUAAAACUUGAGUUCACACAAGAUAAUUUAAGUUAAAAUACUGUUUCAUUUUUAAGAGUUCAUAAAAAGAGCACUCUUAUCAUUUAACUAUCAAUGUGACUGGAAGCCUGUUGUCUGUUAAGUUCUUCUUAUACUUAAGCUGGUUGUGAGGCAUGAUUGUACCAGCACUACUUGAUUGUACCAGCUAUACAUAAUUGUACCGGCAAUACAUGAUUGUCCUGGCUAUACAGGAUUGUACUGGUUACACUUCAAAGUGUCAACACUGUGUUAGUCUGAGAUCAUCAUUUUCCUUACAACCACUAAUUUCAGUACAAGAAGAUUCCAUUGAUGCCUAUCAUGCCAACAAAUUGGAUGACCCUGAACUUCAGUCUGGAAGCUACAGGACAGAAUUAACAUUUAAAUCUUACCUGGUAAGUCGGGACAUCACAUGAUUACAAUUUAAAUAUUACCUGGUCAGUUUGGUCUGAAAUCAGGAAAUCAAAUGUUAACAUAUAAACAGUGCCUUAUCCUCAUUUUUAUGUUAAACUGCUAUUUAAAAAAAACAAAACAACACCCAUCAAGUCAAAUGAACCACCACUGAUAAAGCUCAGAGACUUUUUACAGGGCAAUAUUGAGUAGAAUUAAAAUGGUAUCACCCAUUCGUGAUAGUUUUGACCUCUUUAGUUAAUGUGCUAAUUUUGCCAUCAUACUAUAGAAUACCCCGGAACCAAAUACUUCAGUGAGAGACUAUUUAACAUUUUUAUUUUUUCAUAUUCUCAACAACAAUAAAAUAGUGUUAAUAUGAAACUGACAAUUUUUUUCUGUUUUUCAUGUAUAAGCUCCUUGAAUUGUUAAAUGAAUAUUUUCUGUAUAUUUUGAACAUUUCAGACUUCAAUUAUUGAUUAUGUCAAACCUUCUAUGUUGAAGAAAGAACUCAAUGAAAAGUUUCGUGUUCGUUUUCCUAAUGUCCAGCUAACAUUAUCUAAGCUAAGGAGGUAAGCUAAAGUCCACUUAUAUAAUCUAUGCUAAGGAGGUAAUCUAGUGUCCUAAUGUCCAGCUUACAUGAUCUAAGCUAAGACAGUAAGCUAAUGUCCUAAUCUCCAGCUUACAUUAUCUUUCCUGAGGAGGUACGCAAAUGUCCAGCUUACAUUAUCUAAGCUAAGGCAGUAAGCUUAUGUCCUAAUGUCCAGCUCACAUUAUAUAAGCGAAUACUGUAUGCUUAUAUAGUGAACUGAUCUUGCCUCUCUUCAUUCAAACUAAGCUUGACUGUCUUAAUUGUACCGGUACAUGACUAAGUCCUGGGAGUAAAAUAAAAAAAUACAUUAUUACAGUAUGCCAGAACUGACCUUCAUUUCGCAAACUUUGUUAUGGCUAGGUUCUGGUGAACAUGUUCAAACUUUGCUUGUUUCAAGCCAUAAAAAUGGAAAAGUUAUUGUUAUACAUGUUGUUUUUGUUUGUAAAUUGGCCACUUUGAUGAAGUGGGUAAAUUCCAAAUAGUAUAGUUGUUUUAAUGUGGCUGUGAGUGAGGGGAAAGGGGGAAAAAUUCAAUUGAGCUUAUUUAUAUGUUUAGACAAAGGUAAAAUGAAUAAAGGUGAAUUUAAAGGCUUAGAGUGUUUGUUCUUCAUUUCUUUCAGUUUAAAAAGAGAGCUUUAUCAGAUUUCACAUGUGAAGGUAAGUUCACUGGAACCUGCAGCGAAUGAUAAAAGUAACAACAGUAGGCCUAAUAAUUUAAUGGUCUCAUGUUAUUUUAAAUAUAAGCAAUUUUUAUUUCAGAAUACUGGGGGUUGUGGAAUCAAAAUUUUCAGUUUCAAAUCAAAGACUCGACAUUCCUUCUCCCAUUUAAUUUUUUUUUCCAGUGCUAAGUUCUUUAAUUAUUAACACUUUAUAAUAAGCUAAUGUUAUUAACAACACUUCAGCUGGGUAUCUUAUAAAAUAAAAGCAGGCUUCUGUAACUUGAUUAUAUAAUUUAAGAUGUCUCUUUUCCUUCAUUAAAAAUUAUUUUACAAAGUGAGAGGAUGUCUUUUCUGAGCAAUGUACAUAUUUAGAUCAUUAAAUAUAACAGAGCAGUCAGUGGAGUAUUUUUUAUUUUUUUAGGUAAACAUAAAAGUUAGUUAUGAACUUAGUUAACUAAGUUUUUCAAUGAUCAGUUUUUCUGCAUUUGUUUAUUGCUGCCUCUUCAACUAAUCUUAUUGAAUGUAAGUUUGUUUUUCUAUUUUCUGCAGUGUUCUGUGGACCUGUGGACAGUUGCUCAAGCUUAUGUCUUUUUUGAAAAAAUUAUUUUAAAGGUAAAUUGCUUUGUACCAUUCCUCUUGUUGUCCUCAACAAUUUUUCAAUAUUAUAAUUAAACAUAAAUAAAGGUAUCUCAAAACACUUUCCUAACAUUUUAUUAGCAAGGCAAAUAUUUGUUGCAUUUAUUCAACUCAAACUACCCAUUAGACACAGGGGUAGGCAACAAACGGCCCGUGGCAAACAUGUGGCCAGCUAAAACUUAAUACAGCCCACAAAACCUUCCAGGAACAGGAUUAAUUUUUUUGUUUAAUGUAGAAAUUUUACAUGAUUAUAUUUAACUCUUUUCAUUCCUCUUGUAUAGAGAGCGUACAACUAUAUACGUUGGUUAUUUUCGCUAAUAAAAUUUUUUUUUUUUAUUUUUAAAGUGUUCUAUACCUAUUUUAUUAUACAUUUGGAAGAAAAAUAUAUUAAAAAAUAAUAUUUAAAGAUUUUAAAUAAUAAUUGAUUUUUUUUGCGAGUUCGAGGUUCACAUGACAUGCCGAAGCGUUACUCGCCAUUUUGGGAAAAUUUGUGCAAGACGCUAGUCGACUCGGCAGACCAAAAUUUUAAAUAAUGAAAUUAGUGACGAAAAUAUUGAUCAAAUUUUAUCUGAAACAUCUGGGCAAGAUAGUUGGGAACCUGAAUCUAGUGACUUUUAUUCAGAUUUUGAUGAGAAUCUGCCUUAAAAGCCCAUUAUAGUCACUAAAACUAGAAGGUUAGUAAUUGAGUGUUUCGUCAUUCUAUAUUUUUAAAAGAUUUUUUACUUUCAUUUUUAUUUUAUCGUUUUAAAUUGUAUUUUUAAUCAUAAUUGAAGUAUUUACUACCCAUUUUAAAAAUGAAUCUACGCAAAUAAAAUCAUUGUAUAAUUUGCGAAUAUUUUAUUACAUAAAUAAUUUUAGAAGACGUUAUGCUUAGAAACUGUUGCUAAGGAAUGUUAACAAUGCAAUCGGCACUGAUUAUUAUGAUAUAUUUCAUCCUAAAGACAUUGAAAUUUGACAUCGAUGUGUGAUAUAAAAAAAUUAAUUAUCUGACACUAAUUUUUUUUGUAAUAACGGUUUUUAGACAGAAAUAUUAAAAACUGGAAAUGUAAGUAAGUAUAUAUUUCAUAUUCAUUGCAUCCCGAAUAGUUGCAUCAUAUAGGUCUAUAAUAUUAGUUCUUCUUUUACAUUCACAGGCUAGGCUUGGAGAUGAUGACCCACUGGUUCCCACUCCUAAGUUUCCCCCAGCCAGAAAGCCACGCUGACGUGUGGGAAGAAAUGUCAUCAUAACAUGACAACAAUCUGUCUAAGGAUUUUCAAGAUAUGUUUCACGCUGAAUAUGGUUGAAACAUUUGUAAAAUAAACCUAUUCACCUACCAUGGGACCUUCUAAACCUUCCAUCAACUGUGGUUUGUAUAUAUCUCAACAACAUACCACUUUUACACAUUUCUAGGACUACUAAUGUGCAUGUCAACUGUACAAGUCCUCAGUGUACAAAAAUACUCGUCAACCGCAACAAUGUUUCACUACUACCAAAUACCAUCAAUUGUGGGCUCAUGCUCUAUUCCCAAAAACAGAUUUUUUCAAAUAAGACAUUCUUCAAAGUUGAAACAGACAAUGAGGACAAACUGUGCAAAGUGAACUUGUCAGACUUUAUCAGAAGUAAAUAAAGAUAAAAACCAAAGCAAUGUGAUAUGAUGUGAUGGAUAAGAGAUAAUAUAAUUUAUACUAUGUUUAGUGGAGAGAAAAUUAGACAAGCCUCACUUAUUUCAAAUAAUACGACAGCAAAUGGAUUUUCUUUUGUGAACAAAACCAAAACUGAUUUGUGUCUUUCUAGGCAAUUAUUGGGGAGAAAACCAAAUAUUGUCAAAUCAGAUUUUGAAAUCAUACUAUACAUUCCUGUGACCUGUGUGGUGUUGACCAGUUUAAUGAAUAUAUCAUUGUAAGUAAAGAGAACAGCAGUGGACUAAUCACUUUUUCCAUUUUGUUGAUAAUGCCAGCUAUAAUCUCUUCAGGAUUGUUCAAAAGAAAACUAUGAUAUAGAUGAACUGAAGCUACCUGACAUUUUAUUCUAACUGACUUCACCGAGGAAAUUAUUUUAGCAUUUGAUGAUUUACUAAAAGUGAUGCAGUUCCAAGUGCUGCAAAUGUAAAUAACACCAAAUACAAUCUAAAUGCAAUAAUUCCUGAUUGCAUAGAUUUUAAAAGCAAUUGUCAGUGUGCUAGUGCUAUAAAUUAGGAAUGCUAAGAAAAUAAAAUUAUAAAUCAAAUAUAGCGCAUGGUAAAUUUAUCUUUGUUAAAAAAACAAAAAUUUUCUGACUAACAGUACAAUGAAGUUUAGAAUCUCUAUUAUUUUUAAAAAUCUUGAAGUAAUUUUUAAAAGGUAAAAUAAUAAUAACCUGUAAUUUUUGUGAAUACUUGGAGGGGUGGGGUGAUUUUUAUUUUUUAAAAAUUAUUUCCCCUUUUUGACACAUUUUACAAAUUAAUUUAUAUUUUGGUAAAAUUGUUGUGAAAUGUUCUAAAUCAUGCAUAUGAUAUAAGAAAAUGAAUUUGCUUUCUAAAUAAACAGAUUUUAUUAAAUAAUUUCAUGUGGUUUGUUUUUUUCAUUCUUUGCAUGUGAUCACCAAUUUUUUUUUUUACACAUUUUCAUUAAAAACAAAUUGCAUUAUUUCUUCACAACUUCUAAGUAUUGAAACUAUUUGUUUGAAAACAAAUAUUUUUAGAAACCUCAUGCAUUUCCCCACAAUAAUAUAUAAAACAUAAUGCAUUUUGGACAAGGAUUCUAAAAGUUAUUGACUCCUUUUUAAAAGGUCACUAGAAAUCUCAUGAAAAACAUGCAAAAUUCAAGGAAUGUAAAGAGUUAAAAGCCCCUGGAAAUUUAAAAUCACAGGCUAUACCACUCUCAAGUACUCAUCACAGCAAAUUAAAAAUUUGUUUCAUUGAUUAUUUUUUUACUCAAGUGAAUUUUUUAAGGUCGUCUUCAAUAACAUAUGUGAAACUAGAACUCUAGAUUCAUAUCAAAUUAUCAUGCAGCCCACCAAAUAAAUUAUUUGCCCUGCACAUAAAAAAAACCUUUUUUUAAAAAAAAGUAGAAAUGGUAUCUCUAUUAGAGGCAAAAUACCACUAUCCAGCAGAACUGUCCAAAUAUAACGUUUCAUUUUAUAUAAAAAGCAAUCCCUUAGCUUAAAGAAUAUUUUCUUUCACCACACUUUAAAGUGUCCUUUCUUACAGCAACUGAUAACCAAACAGAAUCGUAAGCUGUGUGCAGGUGCUUGUCUUCUCUUGUCUUGCAAACUCAAUGAUGUCAAGGGACCAACACUUACAAAACUUAUCGAAGUAAGUAAUUUUAUAAUUUAUUAAUUUUAUUCACAUUUUAUUAAGAAGUCAUUUGUCUGUGAAAAUUAAAUUUUUUAAAAUCACAAAGCCUGAAUUUUUAUAGAAUAUCUUUAUUUUCUUUGUUAUUCUGGUUUAUGCUUCUAAACAUUAUUGAUAAAACUGAAAAGAACAGUCCAAAAGAUUUGAUUAAAUCCAGACCAGGCCAGAAGGACAAUAUAUACUUUUAAAAUUUAAAUGAAAUUUUAAUGUAAAACAAAUCAAAAACAUUUGAAUGGUUUAAAAAAUUGGUUAAUUGUAGCUACUACACCUUUUAAAUUAAAGAUUACAUAGGGCCUUUAAAAAUUCGAUUAUUUCAUAUUUUUGUACACAAGCUAUUGACCUCCUGUCCUUUGAGAGAAUUUUUAAGUUUUGUUUGGACUGAAAAGAACUACUUUUUGACUUCAGUGUACCUUUGGCUCACUGUUUAACAAUUAAAUUUAAAUAAUAUAUUAAAAGCACCAGAAACUGUACUUUUUCUGUGUCAGUGAUAAAUAACAAAUUUACAUCACAAAUUUUGAACUCUGACCUUAAAAGCAGGGUUAUAAAAGAUGUUCAGAUUGGGCACUUUGUACUUUAUAAAAGUCUAAUAUUUCAAUGGUUAAUUUAAAUUUUGUUUUACAUGCAUUUCCUUUAAGACUAGAAUAAAUUCUUUAUUGAUCCAAAUAGAUGGAAAUGUUUUUUUUAUGACAUUGUGACAACAAAGUACAUUUGUAACAAUUUAAACACAAGACAUCUAAAGUAUUUAUCUAGUGUAGGAAUCAGCCAUCAAUGAAUUCCUUUAGUGAUUGUUAGGGACUUGAAUGUAUAGUGUGAUUGCGUGUCGGUGUGAGAUUAUGUGUGUUGUUUUAUCUAUUAUUCUUAGUAUCUUGUGACGUAUUGUGUGAAAAGGGAUAUGAUGUAGUUUGAUGGUAGAGUGUUGUUCUUUGAGUACAGUAAUGGAAGUUGAAGAAUUAGUUCGUUAAUAAAGAUAUUUAAUAUAAGAAUUAUAGUUGUGAAGUGUAUAUAAUUAAACCCCUAGACAACGAAGUCAAUGAACCUUUUUAAGUAAGAAGAGGUUUGGAAUAGUGAUAAUAAUGAGUUACUCAGUGACCAAUCAGAUUUGGUAAAUGCGUGGGAUGGGGGGGGGGGGGAGCAUGCUGGUAAAUUCGUACAGAUUGGGGAACAGAAUUUUUGUAUAUCUUUUGGUCCUAAUUUUAAGGGAAAGAAUUCACCCUCGUUGAGCUGAUCUUAGCCAUCUGUGUAGGGGGGGGGGGGGGGGGGGGGAGCAUGCUGGUAAAUUCGUACAGAUUGGGGAACAGAAUUUUUGUAUAUCUUUUGGUCCUAAUUUUAAGGGAAAGAAUUCACCCUCGUUGAGCUGAUCUUAGCCAUCUGUGUUAACCCUUUUAUUACUGCUGGUUUUUGGGCAUUGAUUUUUGCAGACUCAGCAAUAAAAACUAAACAAAAGAAGAAACUUUCAUCAUUUUUCUAUCCGAGUCGCUUGUUAACUUCUCUAUAGAUUAACGAAUAAAGAAAUAUAUAGCAUUGAAAUAUGACGUCGAUGUGAUGCCCUUGGUAUUUCAGAAAAGUUCUUUGCCUCUUUGUUAUGGCGACAAUGUGACGUCCUUGGUAAUUGAAAGUGGGUGAUCGUGAUUUCGUGCUCUAUGUCAUCAGUAACAAAAGGGUCAAAGGGGGUGGGAUGUAUCAUCCAAAAUCUUUUUAGUUUUACAACAACAUUUUUCUUCAAAUCGCUGCUCAAUUUAAAGACAUUUAGUUUGUGUGAUGUUACUACCCUUCUUGAUUAGUUUAUUUAACUCCCCAAGGUUAAGAAUUUGUGUCUUUUCCUUUAAGAUGUAAAAAUACAUCAGAAUUUCGGCACAACUUUUCACAUUCUCAAAUAAUUUCUUUUAAAUUUAAUAGUGGAAUUUUAGAAGUGAUGUGUCACAAUAAAGGAUUGGCUGGUUUUUUUUUUUUUUGGUUAAAAAGUACUUGUAAAAAGUCUCACGUUAAUAAUGUACUGAUUUUAAAUUGUUAACUUAACCCGAAUGGUUACUGCCUGUGUUAUGCAUUGAAUCGUUUGAAAAUGCUUGUAUAAUAUAAGAAAACAUUUAUCCAUUUUUAAAAAAAAAAUAAGGAUUGGCUGGUUUUUUUUUUUUUUGGUUAAAAAGUACUUGUAAAAAGUCUCACGUUAAUAAUGUACUGAUUUUAAAUUGUUAACUUAACCCGAAUGGUUACUGCCUGUGUUAUGCAUUGAAUCGGUUGAAAAUGCUUGUAUAAUAUAAGAAAACACUUAUCCAUUUUUAAAAAAAAAAUAAAAAAUUUAAAGGUUUCAGCCCUAAAUUAUAUUAUCAGAUAUUAUCUUAUCUUAUGUUAAACUGCAACAUCCUUCACAUAUUUUAAAAAAAAAUAUUUUUGAUUUCCUUUCCUAACAGCAAGUGGUUGAUGAUUUCCGAGUCAACAGAAAAGAACUUUUACAGUAUGAGAUUGAGUGCCUGGUGGCUAUAGAGUUUUACCUUCACAUUCCAGACACUGAGAUCUAUCCACAUUACCAGAGACUUCUCUACAGGUCUUAACAUUGGACUUGACCAAUCCUUAGUGACCAUAGUGUUUUAACAUGGUUAAUGACAGAUCUUAAGAUUAUUGCCAUUUUAAAAUUGCUGUAUUGUCUUAUUUAAAAAUACACAAUCUGGAGUGAUAUGAGGGUGUUGGUAAUUUUUUGGUCGUGGCUUAGAUAUCGUCAGCCUGUCCCAUCUUGUAGGCAAUGAUGUCAAGCAUGGAUACACUAUCCAUAUUGAUGUCUAAAUUAUUAUAUUUAUACAUCCUUUGCCGGCCAUCCUAACUUCUUAACCUAAAAAUUGACCUCCCAUAUUUGGUACACAUUUAAUGAACUCCACCCAAAUAUCACAGCUGAAACUGACUCUCCUUAUUGAGGCAUGCUAUAUUACCUGGUACCGGGCUGAUGAUCUCACUACUCACAACUGAUUUAGAGGUUUUUGGAAGUCAGUCUGGACUGCAUUCCAAUUUUCUGCAAUGUUAAGAUUUGAAUCUGCUCGCAGCAAUACUAUGUUCAAGAGAGUAAUUUAAUUCAUUAAAAAAACUCUUUCAGUGUUUGACACAUUCAAUCUCUUGAGAGUCUUCACCUCCCAGGAUGCAAACAUUUUAACAUUUCAGGAAAUAGCCUUGUAGACUCACACCAAACAGUUGGACAUUUCAGGAAAUAGCCUUGUAGACUCACACCAAACAGUUGAACAUUUCAGGAAACAGCCUAUAGACUCACACCAAACAGUUGAACAUUUCAGGAAACAGCCUUAUAGACUCACACCUUUAUCAUCUCAUCUUUUUGUAGCUGGUAGUUGUUUUCUAAGUUGUAAAUGAUCAGUUACAUUUGAAUUCAACAGGGUUAUUGAUUCCCGUAAAUUUUUAACUGUUCAUGCAACAAAAUUUAAAUGAAAAUCUAGAUGUUUUGAACCCAGGAACUGUGUUGGUUACUGUUCUGUACUGUGCAGGCAAUUUAGAGCUUUUGGGUGCCUUUGGAAAAAGUGAUCUUUCACAUGUUAAUUCUAUAGCUAGACCCAUAAAGUAUCUAUUUGUUGAAAUUAGAGUGAGUGGGAAAUCCUAUUGGCUAUUUUGUUAAUGCUAUUUUAUACUAUGUGAGCAUUACCUUCACCUUGGAGUGGCCAAAAAUAAAGAAAAUAAUGAAACAUUUUAUUUUCAAGUACCCCAAACUGCAAUUUUUAAAAGGCGUAUUAAAAUAAUGUUUAUAUAAUAUGAUAGCAAUAUUAAUAUAAUGUUUAUAUAAUAUGAUAGCAAUAUUAAUAUAAUGUUUAUAUAAUAUGAUAGCAGCUUUAUUUAUCUUUCAGAAAAUGUAUUAUUUGUAUAUGUUUUAGUUAUUAAUAGAAUUAAAAAAUUCUACUGAUACCUAGAAUUACAUUCAAGCAACCAAGAACGACAUAAACAAUAUAAACAUUACUAAAUAGCAAGAAAUUUAAAAAGCUGCUAUGUGAAUCUUUAAUUUGUUAAAUGAAAUAUAAGAAACCAUAAAGUA